Messenger RNA from Chanos chanos (milkfish), 3568 nucleotides. It is a transcript of the gene ddx19b, whose product is annotated as DEAD-box helicase 19b. The record is from RefSeq and is a predicted model, not a curated record. Lineage: Eukaryota; Metazoa; Chordata; Actinopteri; Gonorynchiformes; Chanidae. Bases 139 to 1641 code for a protein of 500 amino acids. Gene Ontology annotation, molecular function: RNA helicase activity; ATP binding; nucleic acid binding. The transcript has 12 exons.
UAGCUAUCGGUAGUGGUUGCUUACUGUUCAUUCGAAGAAAUCCGCGAAGUUUCCAAAUAAUUUAAGUUCAUUGGACGUCACUUGAAACGGAAUUGAACUGUUAAUAAAAAGAGGACUAAUUUAUUAUAAAAUCUAGGCAUGGCAACGGACUCCUGGGCCCUGGCUGUCGAUGAACAAGAAGCCGCUGCAGAGUCGAUAAGUACCCUCCAACUAAAUGAGAAAGAAGACAAGCAAAAACCAGAGGAGAAUGGUGAGGAGGCUAAUACUGUUGAAAUAAGUCUGUUCUUUUCACUCUAUCCAGGCACAGGCACAGGAAAGGCAGGAGGAGAUGCAGACAAGACUGAUGACAAUGAUGACAAUGAGGACAGAGCGGCACAGUCACUGUUGAAUAAGCUGAUACGGAGCAAUCUAGUAAACACGACCAAUCAAGUGGAAGUCCUUCAGAGGGAUCCAAAUUCUCCGCUUUACUCGGUCAAAUCAUUUGAGGAGCUAAGAUUAAAACCUCAGCUACUUCAAGGUGUUUACGCCAUGGGCUUCAACAGGCCCUCCAAAAUUCAGGAAACCGCUUUACCCAUGAUGCUUGCAGAACCUCCACAGAAUCUCAUUGCUCAGUCCCAGUCAGGUACAGGCAAAACAGCUGCCUUUGUCCUGGCCAUGCUCAGCCACGUGGAUCCUGCCAAUAAAUGGCCCCAGUGUCUGUGUGUGUCACCCACCUACGAGCUUGCCCUACAGACUGGGAAGGUCAUCGAACAGAUGGGAAAGUUUUACCCAGAGGUCAAGUUAAUGUAUGCCAUCAGAGGAAACAAACUGGAGCGGGGGAUGAAGCUGCAGGAACAGAUUGUGAUCGGCACGCCGGGCACCGUGCUAGACUGGUGCCAGAAGCUCAGAUUCAUUGACCCCAAGAAAAUCAAGGUGUUUGUCCUGGACGAAGCUGACGUCAUGAUUGCCACUCAAGGCCACCAAGACCAGAGCAUCCGCAUUCAGAGGAUGUUGCCCAAGACUUGUCAGAUGCUGCUCUUCUCCGCCACCUUUGAGGAAAGCGUGUGGAAUUUUGCCAAGCGAAUUGUUCCCGAUCCCAACAUCAUCAAGCUAAAGCGCGAGGAGGAGACCUUGGACACCAUUAAGCAGUAUUACGUUAACUGCAACAGCAGGGAGGAGAAAUUUCAGGCUCUGUGUAACAUCUAUGGCGCCAUCACCAUCGCCCAGGCCAUGAUCUUCUGUCAUACCAGGAAAACGGCUGCGUGGUUGGCUGGAGAGCUUUCUAAAGAGGGCCACCAGGUGGCGCUGCUCAGCGGCGAGAUGGUGGUGGAGCAGAGAGCCGCCGUGAUCGACCGCUUCCGACAGGGCAAGGAAAAGGUUUUGGUCACCACCAACGUCUGUGCCAGAGGAAUUGAUGUGGAGCAAGUCUCUGUGGUCAUCAACUUUGAUCUGCCAGUGGACAAAGACGGUAACCCUGACAACGAGACAUACUUGCACAGGAUUGGACGCACAGGUCGAUUUGGCAAGAGAGGAUUGGCAAUCAACAUGGUGGAUAGCAAGGCUAGCAUGAACAUCCUCAACCGCAUUCAAGAGCACUUCAACAAGAAGAUCGAGAAGCUGGACACGGAUGACUUGGAUGAGAUUGAGAAAAUUGCCAACUGAGGAGUCGGAGGCCAGUCUGGGGUUUUUUUUUUGGGUCUCAGGUGGAUCUUCUCUUCUGUUGGGACUGUACUCUUCUAGUGUUUUAUUUCAGAGCCCAGGAGCUGAGCUAAGCCAGGACUUUUACACGUGGACAUGUCUUAUCUCAGAAGGCGUUUUAUAAGUUUCCUCAUUUUAUCAAGUUUCACUCUUUGUACUUCUUAAUAAAAUUGGAACGAGUAGUGCUGUCCUGUGUAAAAAGUGCACUGUAACGUCAAAAAUAUCCAGAAUAUCACUUCAAACGUGUAUGCCUAUCACCUGAAAGUUUGCACUUUUCCUAUUGUGGCAUCUUUGUUAAUUCAUCUCAUUCAUUUGGCAUCAUCACAGUUCAGCGUUGUGAACAUUCCUGUAACACAUUGAAACCUGAACACUUUUUUUUUUUUUGGAGGUCUUAACAAUUACAGUAAUGGAAAUUUGAGUUACUGUUUUCCUCCUUCAGCCAACUAAUCCCAAAACAUGAAUUAAUCAGAUGUAGAAAUGCCAUUAGUGCACUAACAGUGGCAUGUAGGACAGGUCAUGCAUAAGCAAACUCCUUAACCCCAGUGUGCUUGCAGUGUGCUGUAAAUCCAAGCUAAGAGUUAGAUUUUACAACUUUAGUUGAACUUACAUAGAACAGUUGGAACAUUUUGAGUUUGCAGCUAUAACUAUGUCAAGUCUGUAUGUAAGUCAUAUAAAUCCCAAAUAUGUAAGGUGUUGAAAUUAGAUGUGAAAUCAAGUAUAGAUGUAUAUGCAGUAGACGUGGGGUGGUAAUAUUUGGUUUAAUGUUGGAUUCAUUUUCAACAUCCUGUGUACCUCAGUAAUAUUUGGAAUAGAAAAUCACGACUGUUCUGAUGAACUCAGCGACCGGACAGAAGAUCUUUGUAAUUGGCCUUUUAAUGCUUUUGGGAUUAGUUGCUUUACGAACCAUAAAUACGAGCCUAAACAGUAAAAGCGGCUCUCAAUGGUUUGUGACAUGUAAAAAAAAAAUAUCCUCAUUAUUAUUCUAUUGAAAUAAGUGUCCAAGCCAAAGAUUUGUGCCUGACUUUUAAUUUUCAAGUACACACAAAUAUUGUUUACAUGGGAUAUGCACAAAGUUGAUUAUACAAAUGAAAAACUGGAUUAGGCAUCGCCCUAAUCCUCAGAAUUGACUAAAUCAGUACAAAGAGUGAAAUAAUGCUAUUGUAUUGUCAGGUCUAGUUAAAAUGCAGUGGAGCUUGUGUUGAACUGUAGAGCUGUAUUUACUAACAGCAUUGCUAGUCAAAGAGAGCCCUGUACAGCCAUAGAGAGAAUUAAUCUGAUACCUGUUAUUAUCAUCUCCUCUGUAUGCUUCAGGGUCGUCGAGAGAGAGAGAGACAAUAAACGAUUUUUAUAUUUCAGUAUAUUUUAAUGUAACCAAUUUUCAACUCAGUCAUUAUUAAAAGAACUUCCCUUCAUUGGAAAAUGCAUCGUGCCCCCCUGGUUUUAAAUAUUUUGUUUUAAUCUCAUUUGUGUGAGACAAUUAUAUUGUGUACUUUUGAACAUUGUGGUGAAGUUUGGAUGGAUGGGUGCUUUAACCGACCCUCCCGGUCAAUUCAAACGGUUAUUGUUUUUCACCUUCAGCACGAGUCACAUUGGAUCUCUUCACCAAAUUUACAAUUACACGUUAUGAGAUUAUUUUGAAUGUAAUUUGCAUUACGUCAAAAUGUUACCAUAUAACAUUUAUUCCUGAAAUUUUAAUGUUAAACCAAACCAGCUGUAACCCAGCUAUCCUGAAUGGAGUAGUUUACAGACAGAGAAUAAGUAUCUGCAGUAGUAGGCUUGGAGAUGAAGGGUCUCAGCUAUUGCAACAGACAUUCCUUUAUACACAAACAAGCAUUUAAUCAUAGCACACGCAUAUUGAUUAUAUUCAUAUUGGCUCUUCUGAUGAGUAAUU